UGAAAACAGAGUUUUCAAUAUCGAUAGAUUGCCGAAGAAAAUUCACUUUCACCUGUCAAAUCAGAGAACCACGAAGUUUCAUAUAUUGUGAAAAUGGAAAACGAGAAAGAAAACGCGCAAAUGAAUCGCGAAAAGAAUGUUUUGGAUCCCGAAUUGGCCUCAAUGUCUCUGGACAACUACCAGAAUGAAAAUAUCCAACUGAAUCCCGAUAAGAAAGUAUUGGAUCCCGAAUUGUCCUCAAUGUCUCUGGACAACUACUACAAGAAGUACGUUGAGAAGCCGAUCAGCAAGGGAAAGUCCUUCCGUCCUGCGCCGAGCCCGUCGCGUUCGGAUGCGCACCUUCACUUCCAGCGGAUGCACUACUUCGGCCCCGCUUACCGGCAGAACGUGGCCAACUCCACUAUGGCAACUAUGCAUUCUCGGCUAGAAGAACUGAGAAAGGGUAUCGAGCAGGGAAAGGCCUUGCUGUUUUUAAUGAACACCGAGAAAGAGCUAACUCAACUGGUCACCAAGUGCCGGAAAUCCAAAAAUGAACAAAAAAAUGUAAAUAAAUAGAACAAAAGCUUAACUUGCGUUUGAACGACAUGCAUGAAGG
Drosophila melanogaster (fruit fly) is the source of this 595-nucleotide messenger RNA. RefSeq lists its product as uncharacterized. The record is from RefSeq and is marked reviewed. The transcript has 3 exons. Lineage: Eukaryota; Metazoa; Arthropoda; Insecta; Diptera; Drosophilidae. Bases 94 to 555 code for a protein of 153 amino acids.